ACGUCCGGAGCCGCAAGCGCUACGUAUACGUAUAGCGCGAAACUCGCCCGCAUCAGUCUCGCAGACGCAGGGCUCCCGCGAUACACAUUUUGCCUCUCGCGAAUUCCUCGCUGUGAAUUCAGUGCGCUACGCAGUCUUGCAAAAUGUGAUUUGCAACGUUCGUGGUAUAACAUUAUGAAGAUUGUUUGCAGCGGGACUCGAGGUGCGAGCAUUCGUACGAUCAUCAGAGUGAUGCUGCUAUAGUGACCGAGCGCGAUGACAGUGGUGCAGAGAUGAGGAUCGAACCGUCACACUGAGAUCGCUGUGUGGAUAGACACAGACACGGAUUGUUCUCUUCAUCUCUGAGAAAAUUGUCGAGUGGAUCAUCGCGAGGCGGCUGCGUCAGGCUCGAGAAGACUCGGACCGAAUGGUACGUGGCGAGCGAUGCCAGUGGGAUAAGGCCGACAUGGCGGCCGAUCUCUACCCCAGCAGCUCCCUCAAGGGUGCCAACGAUCACAGGGUCGCAGGCGACAUGAGGCACCAGCAUCCGCAACUCAAGCAGAUGAAAAGCGGCUCGGCUCUCGCCGUCGCGGCUGUACCGACGACGCCGAGCGUCAAUCAACAGCCAUGCGAUGACGAGCAACGGCUGCGCUUUCAGGACAGUCGGUUCCUCACGACCCUCGUUCUUGGCAGAAACAGGAAAAUCUCGCCGGACAUCCUGCCGUCUUGCUCGCAGGGCGUUUUCCGGCAGCACUCGUUUCGUUCGUCCAUCAACCUUUCGUCCAGCCCAACGACGAAUAGCAGUGGCAACAGCACAACCGCGAGUAGUGCCAGGACACAAUUGCUGGUCUCGUCGAAGAACACGAUAAAGACUUCGCUGGCAGCGCUUCUGGCCGACAACAAUCUGCCCAACGCCAUCAAGACCCGUAGGUCGACGUCGGAUAGACAGACGUUGAAGCAGCAGCAGCAGCAGCAGCAGCAACAACAACAGCUCGAGUGCAGCGUCUCUGCGUUGCGCAGCAGCGGCGGUGGCGGUGGCGGCGGCGGCUCGAGCUCCUCCUCGUCUACGUCGACGCAGCGCAGUAACAGCAGCAGCAGCGGCUCGUCGAGCAGCUUCUCCCGGCGCUCGCGCUGCUUCGGCUACACAGCACUGGCUAACAAGAUGGCGUCCGCGAGCAGCAGCACCUCCUCGCCGCCCGUCCAGGGCUGGCCUAACGCUAAGGACGACUACGAGCUCCGAGAGGUCAUCGGUGUUGGAGCAACUGCAAUAGUUCACGCAGCAUACUGUAUACCUCGCCAGGAAAAGUGUGCAAUAAAGCGAAUAAACCUAGAAAAAUGGAACACGAGCAUGGACGAGUUGUUGAAAGAGAUUCAAGCAAUGUCCUCCUGCAAUCACGAAAAUGUUGUAACAUACUACACAUCAUUCGUUGUAAAAGAAGAGCUGUGGCUGGUACUGAGAUUACUUGAAGGUGGAUCUCUGCUAGACAUUAUCAAACACAAGAUGAGAACUACCAAUUGUAAGCAUGGAGUUUUCGACGAGGCAACGAUAGCAACUGUACUUCGGGAAGUACUCAAGGGCCUGGAGUAUUUCCAUAGCAAUGGCCAGAUUCACAGGGAUAUCAAGGCAGGCAACAUACUUCUGGGAGAAGACGGUACCGUACAGAUUGCCGACUUUGGUGUGAGCGCGUGGCUGGCGACGGGUCGUGACCUCAGCCGGCAAAAGGUUCGGCACACAUUUGUCGGCACGCCCUGUUGGAUGGCGCCCGAGGUCAUGGAGCAGGUGAGAGAGGACCACGGUUACGACUUCAAGGCCGAUAUCUGGUCACUGGGUAUCACUGCGAUUGAGAUGGCGAGCGGUACUGCUCCGUACCACAAGUUUCCACCGAUGAAAGUUCUUAUGCUCACGCUGCAGAACGACCCACCGACCCUGGACACAGCCGCUGACGACAAGGACCAAUACAAGGCCUACGGCAAGACCUUCCGGAAAAUGAUUGUCGAUUGCCUGCAAAAAGACCCAACGAAAAGACCAACGGCGACUGAACUUUUGAAACAUCCAUUCUUUAAAAAGGCAAAGGAUAAGAAGUAUCUGCAGCAAACGCUCGUCGCUAUUGGACCUAGUUUAGAGACUCGAGUACAGAAGGCAUCAAAAAGACAGCCGGGAACAAGUGGCCGACUGCAUCGGACCGUCACCGGUGAGUGGGUUUGGUCCUCAGAGGAAGAGAGUGGCGGAUCUAGUGGCGAGGAGAGCAAGGAGGCGCUUCCGAUCAAUCAGAUCGAGCGAGACAGUAGCGACGACGAAGGUCCGGAUCAGGACGACUUCUACGGCCACGACAAGACCUCACAGCAGCGCAACACGAUGCCCAUUGACAAAAAUGUUCCUAUCAACCUAGUACUCAGACUUCGAAAUCAAAAACGUGAGCUCAACGAUAUCAGAUUCGAAUUUGCCGUGGGCGUUGAUUCGGCUGAAGGGAUCGCCGCUGAGCUAGUCGGUGCCGGUCUUGUAGACGGCAAAGAUAUUGUUGUGAUAGCAGCGAAUCUUCAAAAACUCAUCGACAGCGCUGGACAGAUUCGUACUGUCACGUUCCCUCUGAAUUCGGGACACGCCCCAAAUGAAGUGCCCGAUGACAAAGCGUUAAUUGGAUUCGCCCAGAUCUCGAUCACGGAUUAAGUGUUACUUGACGUUUUAUGUUGUACGUUUAUUUCUUAUGGACUUUACUUUACGUCAGUAAAGCGAAAGAGUUUCGCCUCUUUUUUACCCACGUCAAUGACUAUAAAUCGAAUCAAAGUAUUAUGAGUCAACAAUUCAUAACUGCUAAGAUAAAUGACGCUGGAUCAUUUUUACUAAAUAAUCAACGGUGCGAUUUACAUAAAACUAUGUCUUGUUUAAUUUAUGUGAAAAAAUUAUCCGUGUUAUGAUUUAUUAGCACGCUAAAAUGGGUUAAAGAAUUGUAAUGAAUCGCCAUUAUUUACGCUGAUCUUAGAUUUUGAAACUCGCACGAUGACACUUCACAAUAUUUAGUUUUGCUUUUUUUUCGUUCUUGGUAUUACUCUACCUUCUUAGUUUCUUUUUUUCAAUGGACGUUUCAAUUGUGUAAAUACUAGCAAUAAAACAGGUAGCUUUUCGCUUUUUAUAAUCAAACGAAAAGCGUCAGAGAAGUCGGGGGAUGAAGUAAUAAUUGUGUAAGACGAACCUAAAUAGGGUACAUGAAAUGUAUCGAGCUUGAGAAGAAAAAUAAGCAUCUUCGAUGAAGCUGAGAAUUUUAAUUAAAACUAUGCGCACUUUACAGAUUCACAUCUACUUCAUUACACGAGAUGCAAUUUUGUCGAAUACCCUGCAGCAUGCUUUUUUUCUUAGGCAGUAAGAGGGAUGCGAAAAGAAGUACGACAGCAAAGUAAACGAAAAAAUCCUUUUGUACUUAAUUCGAUAGAGUCUAUUAGGCACGCAUCGUCUGCCUUUGUAGAUUAUGUGAAACUUGUAGAAUAACGACGAUGAGUAUAUACGCGAGACAACACGUGUCCAUGCUAAAUUUACUUUCUUCAUUUAUAAUUUCUAUAUUUGGAUAAGAUACGCUAAAAUUAUUUGUAUACAAUAAGAUGUAAUUAUCACAUAAUACACACCAUUUCUAAUUUAAUCAAAUCAACUCGCCUUUCUAUGAAGUCUAUUAUUAAUCCUAGUUAUCAUCGUUUAUUCAGUCGAAGCCAAUUACUAUUUUUUUAUUUAAAACUAGAUUUUUCACUCUUCUCUUUAUUUGUUAAAUCAUUAAAAAUCAAUUUGAUUGUUUAUUUUUUUUUAUAAGACCACCGAAAUAUUUUUGAUUGUCAAAUAAUUGUGAAAUGCGGGAAAAGAUUUGUAAUGGACGAAUUGUUAAUUUUAUUUUAUGUAAUGAAUCGAAAAAUAAUUUAUAGAAAAAGUCAAACCCGAUUAUCAAUAUGAAUAUUAACUAAAAACUUCAACAAUUUUUCGUAUCGUAUAUAAUAAAAAUGCUUAGUCUAAGCUUUUCAAUCUUAUUCAAACAAAAUCAACAAAUCUAUAUUCUUAGUACAUAUAAAAAGCAAUUUUUUACAUGGAAAAUUGAGUAACGAGCGCACUAUUGUGCCGUGUAGCUCGUGAAAUUUAUAAACGAUGAGCUACAUGGGCACAAAGAGCAUAAUAAUUGUAGAAUUUAACACUAAGCUGCGAUCGUUAAAUGAACAAAAGUUGAUAAACUUCUCUGUAUCGAUAAAUGUAUAGCUGCAUUACGGAUGGCACUAUGAAAAUAUUGUACCAGACAUUGUGUAUCUCAUAGCAUUUCACACAUUUUUUUUUUUCGAACAUUCAAAAUCUCUAAGUCUGGUGAAAAAGGAGUGACAGAUUCUCAUAAGUAGUUAAAAACAGAAAUAAAUAGAGGACGUCGAACUCGCUUCAGGCCUACGUGAUCCGUAACAUAAAUAUUGUGCCUUAUCCGAAACAUUAGUCUCAAAAUUUUAGACGACAUAAUAAAGACUUGAGCAUCUGAAUAACGGUUAGAAAUUGCCGAAGGGAAAAUACAUGCAACCAUAUAGGUAUAGUACAUACUACAUUGACACGCGCGCUAAAAAUUACAAUUUUUCAUCAUGUAUACACAAACGAACGACACGAAUGAAUAUUCACACGCAGCUUCGCCGAAGCAGUGCCAAAAGAAGUGUGCUGUAUGUAGAGAUUAUGAAAAAUUCAAAAUAUUUAUUUGUAUCAAUGAUUAACAUGAAGCAACACCUAGCAAGUAAAAGAUC
Molecule: messenger RNA, 4728 nt
Organism: Nasonia vitripennis (jewel wasp)
Lineage: Eukaryota; Metazoa; Arthropoda; Insecta; Hymenoptera; Pteromalidae
Product: serine/threonine-protein kinase OSR1
Exons: 12
Coding region: 407-2647 (746 amino acids)
Biological process (GO): protein phosphorylation
Molecular function (GO): protein serine/threonine kinase activity; ATP binding
Source: RefSeq, a predicted model, not a curated record